UGUGUUGCAGGACAAUGUUGGAGUGUGGCAUGCUAGAGAGGGACAAACAGUCUCUACGCAGACGCUCUGCUGUUUUGUGCAAACAGCUGGUGGUGGAUGAGCUGCUCAUUCAGUCACUGCUGGCAGACAACAUCCUGACUGAGAGCAUGGCAGAGAGCAUCAUGGCUGAGCAGACGUCUCAGAAACGCAGCUGGCAGUUGUUACUUCUCCUGCCAAAGCGAGGACCCAGAGCGUUUAGCAGUUUCUGUUCAGCGCUCCGAGAGACUGAGCAGCAGCACCUGUGUGACCUGCUCACACAGUCACUGGAGCAAGAAGACAAGGAGACGCACGUAGACAGAGUUAAAAGGUCUCCUCUUCCACUUCCAACCCAGGAGGAAUUCCCUGCAAAGAGAGCACGGACACACGAGUCCAUGGAGUUUAGCCUCGAUGCCGACAGUCCCAUCACCACUCCUGUCCUGCCAUGCACUCCUGACUUUUACCUCUCUCGCUGCCAGCAGUCUUACAGGAUGAAAUCCACCCCUCGUGGCUUUGCCUUGGUUAUCAGUAAUGUGACCUUUGACUCUGGCGCUGCUCCUGACCUCGACCCAAGGAAAGGAGGUGAAGUGGAUGACGAGGUCCUCAGGAAGAUUUUUACUGAGCUGGACUACCUCGUCAGCGUCCACAGAGACCUCACAGCUCAGGACAUGAGGACAUGCCUGGAGACAUUCUGCAGGCGACCAGAACACCGGACAAUGGACAGCUGUGUGGUGUGUCUGCUGUCCCACGGAGUGGAUGGGGCGGUUUACGGCACCGACGGACAACUUCUUCAGCUGGACUGGGUGUUUCAGACUUUUGACAACGCACGCUGUCCGCUGCUCCAAAACAAACCAAAGAUGUUUUUCGUUCAGGCCUGCAGAGGAGAUGAGAUGGACUGUGGAGUGGAGCAGAUAGACGGGCCAGCGAGGACUCUCUCACCAAACUGUGAACAGCGCGAUGCUGGGAGGGAGGGAGAGGGGGAUGCAGACUCGACGCAAAGAGGGGACCAGAGGAGGCCUAGAAUCAAACUGCCUCAACGCUCAGAUAUGAUCUGUGGCUUCGCGUCUCUCAAAGGCACAGCAGCCAUGCGAAACACCAAGAGAGGGUCCUGGUUCAUCCAGGAACUCAACUCGGCACUCCGCCUUCGUGCCAGAGACACACACCUUGCAGACAUCCUGGUGCAGGUCAACAGACGUAUCAAAGAGAGGGAGGGCUACGCUCCGGGCACGGCCCACCAUCGCUGCAAAGAGAUGUCGGAGUUCACCAGCUCCCUCUGCAAAGACCUCUACCUGUUCCCCAAGUACCAGCCUCAGUACUGAUGUGCAACAGCGCACUUUAAACAAACACACACAUCAUUCCACAUGGGGAAGCCUUUCAGUGAAAGGCAUCACAUCAACAAACACUGCCACAUUCCCCUGGUUCUAAACUCAGUAUCCAUGCAGGUUUGUUCAUUCGAACCCCAGACACACACGAACACACACUCUGAAAUCCUUAUAAGGAAAACGAGCGGGUUUUUGUUCAUCCACAUGAACUCUGGUGUCA
This is a messenger RNA of Nematolebias whitei (Rio pearlfish), 1557 nucleotides long. It is a transcript of the gene casp2, whose product is annotated as caspase 2, apoptosis-related cysteine peptidase. Lineage: Eukaryota; Metazoa; Chordata; Actinopteri; Cyprinodontiformes; Rivulidae. The transcript is spliced from 10 exons. The coding region runs from base 15 to 1334 and encodes 439 amino acids. Gene Ontology annotation, molecular function: cysteine-type endopeptidase activity. Gene Ontology annotation, biological process: proteolysis; regulation of apoptotic process. The record is from RefSeq and is a predicted model, not a curated record.